AUGUUGGGUAUUGGUACAACUCGAACAAAUCGACUGUCAGGUUGCACAUUUAAAAAUGAGAAAGACAUGAAAAAAUCAGGUCGUGGAACAUAUGACACCAAAGUUGACACUACUAAUAAAAUUGUUGCUACAAAAUGGUAUGAUAAUAAAUUUGUUCAUGUUGUUUCCAAUUAUAAAGGCAUUCAUCCAUUAGAUGAAGUGGAAAGAUGGUCUACAGCAAAAAAAGAAAGAGUUGUUGUACCUAGACCAGCAUCAAUUAAAGAGUACAACAGGUUUAUGGGUGGUGUUGACUUGCAUGACAUGCUCGUUGAGUUGUAUAGAACAGAUAUUCGCGUUUGA
This is a messenger RNA of Melanaphis sacchari, 339 nucleotides long. Its product is annotated as piggyBac transposable element-derived protein 3-like. The record is from RefSeq and is a predicted model, not a curated record. Bases 1 to 339 code for a protein of 112 amino acids. The transcript has a single exon. Lineage: Eukaryota; Metazoa; Arthropoda; Insecta; Hemiptera; Aphididae.